This is a messenger RNA of Notechis scutatus (mainland tiger snake), 634 nucleotides long. NCBI's taxonomy places the organism in Eukaryota, Metazoa, Chordata, Lepidosauria, Squamata, Elapidae. The record is from RefSeq and is a predicted model, not a curated record.
AUAGCCAUAGUAUGUAAAACUCCAUUUUUGGAAAAUGGCACAAUUAAUCCAAGAGAGGACAUAUUUCAGCAUAAUAUGGUGGUACGUUUUAACUGUAACGAAGGAUUCACAAGAGUUGGCUCUGAAUCUGCACAAUGUUAUCACUUUGGAUGGUCUCCACAGCCUCCAAUAUGUAAAGAAAAUGUUAAACCUUGUCCGGCAUUACCCAUCAUUUCACAUGGCAGAGUUACUGGUGAAUCUAAAGCAGUAUUUCAGCAUGGUGAUAUAUUGGAAGUUCAUUGUGAGAUCUCAUUUGCACUAUAUGGAUCAAAAAUCAUACAGUGUGUGGAUGGUGAAUGGGCACCCUUACCCUCAUGCGUAGAGGAAGUAAGAACUUGUGGAUCACCUCCAACAAUUAAAAAUGGAUUUUUUGUGAAUGCUGAGUCAUCCAUAUACAGGCAUGGUGACACCGUGGAAUACAGAUGCCAACAACGAUCUAUCAUUAUUGGGACCAACCCAGCCAAGUGUCUUCAUGGGCAGUGGGAAAUACCAUCAUGUGUUGGUAAGCUAGAGGCUGAACCUUCAGAAAUGAAUUUUAGGCCUGUCUUGGAAUAUAUCAGUAUUUAUUAUUGACAUGAUUGCUCCAAAAUGUGAC